Fundulus heteroclitus (mummichog) is the source of this 1775-nucleotide messenger RNA. It is a transcript of the gene mtif3, whose product is annotated as mitochondrial translational initiation factor 3. Gene Ontology annotation, cellular component: mitochondrion. Lineage: Eukaryota; Metazoa; Chordata; Actinopteri; Cyprinodontiformes; Fundulidae. The record is from RefSeq and is a predicted model, not a curated record. Gene Ontology annotation, biological process: ribosome disassembly; mitochondrial translational initiation. Gene Ontology annotation, molecular function: ribosome binding; translation initiation factor activity.
GAAAUGUCCGCAGGUUGUGUGAGGUGGCUGCUGGGCCACACGGCGAGGGCCGUGUGCGGUGGCCGGCCCGGCUACUGGACGCCGACCCUGAGAUCGGCCGGACUCUGCGAAAGACGCAGCGUCGUCGCUUCUGCCUGGAGCCGAGCUGCGUUCUCCACGGGAGCCUCUGAAGAAGAACCGGUACCCGGAGCGAAGAAGAAGAAGAAGCAGCAGCAUCCCGGAGGCCACGCCUCCAUAGGCAGCGUCGGCCGGAAGAUCCCAGACAGGGAGAUACAGGUGAUCAGCGAGACGGGGGAGAAUCUGGGGCUGAUGCAUCGCGCCGACGUGAUCAGGAUGAUGGACGCGAGCGAGCUGAAGCUGGUGCCGCUGAGGGAGAACAGAGAGCCUCCGGUGUACCGGCUGAUGAGCGGCAAGCAGAUCCACGAGGAGCAGCUGAGACUUCGGGAGAAAAACAAGGCGAAAGCAGGUCCCGUGCAGGUGAAGGAGCUCAGCGUUUCAGUCGGCAUCGCCUCCCACGACUUGGCCACUAAACUGAAACAGGUGGAGAGCUGGCUGGAGAAGAAAAACCACGUUAAGCUGACUCUGCGGGGCGGACGAGCACAACAGGGCAACGACCUGGAAACGGCUCUGGAGCAAAUGGUGGAGCAGAUGAACUCCGCGUUGACCUUCGUCUCCAAGCCUAAAGUUACCAGAGGGGGUCAGGCGGCCACGUGCGUCCUCCGCCUGCUGACGGCAAAGGAGCUGUCGCAGAAAGCGAAGAGCAAAGCCGAAGAGUCGCAGCCUGCAGCCGCUCAGAGUAAAACACCUCCCGUUGGCAACACGGACACACCAGAGGAGAUUGUGCAGUGAGAGACGGUUUCACACGAACAAGUCGGUGCCCGAAUCGCACAGCCUGGUGCUUCAGUCGGACUCGGAGAGCUUAAGGUCAUCCUUAUCAACGGCCACACUCAGGGUUUCCUGUCGGGAAGUCAAGCUGACUGCAGUUAGGACGCACUGGAAAGAAAUUUACUGGAGAGACACAAGACAAUUAGCAGAUGCAAGCGGCACAGACCUGAAAACAUCCAUGCAAACGACAGUAAAUCACAUCAAGUUGCUGAAAACCUGCAGACGACUGGGACAGCAGCUAUGGAGAGGAGCUCACAAUAAGAUAAAUCCACCACAUGAACGUGCAAAAUAACUGCAAGGGUAGCCAAAGAUCUGCAAAAUAACCCGAAACGGACUCAAAGUGACCUAAAAGAGGCCAAACUGCAGUGCUGUUUAACUAAACUCAGAUAAGAAGACGCACAGCAUCUCAACGACCUUCUGGAAGACGUGACGAGAAUUGCAAAGGCACGGCAGAACGAAGACAGGGAUAACAGUGCAGCAACCUCGACUCUCCUGCAGAAUAAAAGCCAUAAAAAGGUUGAGACAGAGACCCUGGUGGUUAAAAGAUUCUGCAAAAGCCGUCAAACAGAUAUUCAUGGAGCUUCUUCUAGGGUGGUUGGGUUGAUGCAACCAGCAGGAGAGAUGAGGGUGUUUCUGUGUAGCUGGAUGUGAACAUGUGGUUAGAUGGGUCAGAAGCAGCGCUAAAGAUUACUAUCGGAUCCAGUUUCUUUUCCUUCUAAGUGUGAAUAUGCGGGGAGUAUGUUAGAAAAACGAUGUGCAAAUAAAAGGAAAUGAACGGUGGUUCAGGACGUCAAGAACGGGAAGCAGCCUCAUCAGUGUGAAUCUUUCUCUUUAUUUUAAGAUCGGUUUUGGUAAAAAAUAAAAGCGAAUUUGGCUUACAGAUACAUUCA